ACGCAUGUAAGUGGUCACAGGGCUGUUUCGCCGGCGACCAGGGUUGGCAAAAAAGCUGCACCGGUCGGUGGUCCGUAUAUAUUUCACAAAUUCUGGAUUAAAUUGUGUCAGCAUGGACUUGCCGCUGAACGAUGGCUCUCAGCAACCGCCGCAACACACCCCCCACCCACUGGCGGACUAUCAGUUCUCCGCGGAGGAAGUGAAGGCGUUACGUGAGUGCAAUACGGAGUCAUUCUUCCAGCGCAGUCUGCCCUUCGGCACCGGACUCGGCCUGUUGGCGUACUUUGGCGUCAAAAACGGCUAUCUGCAAGGACAUGGGAAGUACGGAGCCGUUCCAAAGGUCGUGAUGGGCGUCAUUCUGGGCUACUUUGUCGGCAAAUUCAGCUACCAACAGAAGUGUGCAGAAAAGAUUAUGCGUCUGCCCAACUCUCACUUGGGCGAACUGCUGCGUCAGCGUAGGCAGGGCGGCGGCGUCAUAAGCUCCAUAACACCGGACGAGAAUCUGGGCAGGGCCUUCACACUGGCCCCCUUUUCGCCCAGCUCGGCGGACGUGUACAGCGAUGAGGCCUAUCAGCCGGCCAGGAGCACUGCCCUCAACCUGGACACGGAGUCGCGCCCAACCAUGUCCGGCCUGGACGACAUCUAUCGGCCCACUCUGGACUCUGCUUCGAUGUUAGACACGGAUCUGCCCUUGGAACCAGCCAAGCCGGGUCAGUCGUACGAAGACCUGCGACGAAGGAACCGUGAGGAGCACUCGAAGCACCAGCAAAGUCCCUACUCGCGGCCCUACGAACCACCAGCUCCCGUUCAGCAGCGACCCGUGGAGCCAGCCGCUGGCAGAAAGAAUCAAUACGGCGACUCCUGGACAGACUGAGCUGGCACAUUAGGCAUUGUUAUUUUGUUGGACAUAAAACGCGCAUAAAGUUCUGUGUACAGACGA
Drosophila rhopaloa is the source of this 940-nucleotide messenger RNA. It is a transcript of the gene asrij, whose product is annotated as OCIA domain-containing protein 1. The record is from RefSeq and is a predicted model, not a curated record. NCBI's taxonomy places the organism in Eukaryota, Metazoa, Arthropoda, Insecta, Diptera, Drosophilidae. Gene Ontology annotation, cellular component: endosome. The transcript has 3 exons. Bases 113 to 874 code for a protein of 253 amino acids.